This is a messenger RNA of Calypte anna (Anna's hummingbird), 1034 nucleotides long. It is a transcript of the gene IL17D, whose product is annotated as interleukin 17D. The transcript is spliced from 3 exons. Gene Ontology annotation, molecular function: cytokine activity. NCBI's taxonomy places the organism in Eukaryota, Metazoa, Chordata, Aves, Apodiformes, Trochilidae. Gene Ontology annotation, cellular component: extracellular region. The coding region runs from base 37 to 666 and encodes 209 amino acids. Gene Ontology annotation, biological process: inflammatory response. The record is from RefSeq and is a predicted model, not a curated record.
CCGCUCUCCUCGGUUUCCUCGAGCAGCCCGACCGCCAUGCAGCGAGGCAGGGUGCGGGCGGCGCUGGUGUGCGCGGCGCUGCUGCUGCUGCUCCCGCUCCGCCCGGAGGCCCUCAGGGCGCCCAAGCGACCGCCGCGGACCCGGACCUGUGGCGAGCGGCCCGAGGAGCUGCUGGAGCAGCUGUACGGGCGUCUGGCGGCGGGAAUGCUCAGCGCCUUCCACCACACGCUGCAGCCCGAGCCGCCGGGCCGCCAGCACAACGCCAGCUGCCCAGCCGGGGGCCGGCCGGCCACCGACAAGAGGUUCCGGCUCCCCGUCAACCUGCGCAGCGCCUCGCCGUGGGCCUACAGAAUUUCAUACGAUCCCACAAGGUAUCCUAAAUACAUUCCUGAAGCAUACUGUCUGUGCAAGGGCUGCCUCAUGGGGGUCUUUGGUGAGGAGAGCUUCCAGUUCCGCAGCACCCCGGUGUACAUGCCCACCGUCAUCCUGCGCCGCAGCUCCUCCUGUGCCGGCGGGCGUUACGUCUACACGGAAGAUUAUGUCACUAUCCCAGUGGGCUGCACUUGUGUACCCGAGCAAGAAAAAGAGUCUGAAAGUGUGAAUUCCAGCAUAGAUAAGCAAGAAAUGAAGUUGCUGGUAAGCCAGAACAAGCCUUCGUCAGAAUGAGGAGUCGCGUUACAAUUGUGGCUUCACAUCAUCACCUGAAGACCUCAGGAGACUGUGCCACAGCAACAAACACAUGGACUUACCCUUGUUUCUACCCAGUUAUUUCAGCUAUCAGAUGGUAAGGUUUCUUUUCCAGUCGCUCAGAUCGUUAGAGGCGACAGUUCAUAUUAAGAACUACUUUAGUUUGUGUAAGUAUUUGUUGCAAAUUCCAGUGUAGCUUUUUUUUGCUGUUCUUGGAGCAGAACAUUUUAUCCUUGCUUAUUCACAGUAAGUUUUAGAAAAUGAUAUAACUGUAAGACAUGCUAGCUAUUACUGGUUGUAGAUAUUUUUAAGGAAUCUUUUAUACUCUACUUUUAAAUAGUCAUAUA